Molecule: messenger RNA, 1409 nt
Organism: Leucoraja erinaceus (little skate)
Lineage: Eukaryota; Metazoa; Chordata; Chondrichthyes; Rajiformes; Rajidae
Product: cytochrome c oxidase assembly factor 3 homolog, mitochondrial
Exons: 2
Coding region: 51-350 (99 amino acids)
Biological process (GO): mitochondrial respiratory chain complex IV assembly
Cellular component (GO): mitochondrial inner membrane
Source: RefSeq, a predicted model, not a curated record
GUUUCCGUAGUUGACCUUCCGCAAAGUAAUCACGUUGGUGACCUAGAAACAUGGCGGAAACAAAUUCACCGGGCGAAGCGGAGUUUGCUAAACGCAUAGACCCGAAGAAGGAUAACCUGACCAAAGAACAACUAGAUUUUAUGCGGAGAACAGAGCUGGUUCGGUGGCAAAAGAAUUUCAAGCAGCGGCGCGGAAGGAACGUGUUCACGGGUUUAACAAUCGGAGCCAUCGUCUUGGGCAUUUAUGGAUACACAUUUUAUUCAGUAUCUCAGGAACGAUUUUUGGAUGACUUGGAAGAAGAAGCAAAAGGUGUUCGAGCAAAAGAUGGUUUGAAGACAUCAGCAAACUGAAACUGAACAUUCAUAGAAUUUGUGUACAGCAUUUCUCUGUUGUUUUGUGAAUGAUCAAACUGACCAAAUACAUGGCUAACAAGUGAUUAAGAAAUUAAAUAUGGUGAAUCAAGAAUAAUUUUAUUUCCCCAAUGUGAUAGAGGCCUUUAUUUUCAGUUUGGCCAUUUAUUUGGCCUUGAUUUUGGAUUAUUUUUUUUGCAUAUGAUAAUCUUUUAGCUAAUAUAACUGAGCUGCACAUACAUUGAAGAAAUAGCUGCUGAUUGCUUUGAUGGACACUGUUUUGUUGGAUGACUGCUCUGAAAAUACUCAGUUUUCAUGUGCAUAUUAUACACAUGUGACAUUUAAAAUUGUAGUUAUAUUUAUGUAUAUCUGAUGUUGCUCAAUAUGACGUGCCUUUUUAAAUACAAAACUACAAAAGGUUGAAUAAAGAUUGGAGGUGACACAUUUUCAGAGAUCAGUCCUUUAAUAUUAAAAGGAAAUACUGGAAAUACUCAGCAAGUCAGGCAUAUUCAGAGAGAAAUGGAUUUAGCGAUUCAUGUCAAUUACUUUUAAAUCAGAACCUGAAAAAAAUGCAAUUUAAGAUGCAGAGAAAAGGGAAGUGGUGAAUGGGGUAUGGGGAGGAGAAACGACUAGCCUGAUAAUCAUUGUAACCCUUUCUCUACCCCACAGUUACAUUUCACUCUUUAUAGUUGCAUGUUCUUACAAUGGUGACUCAGCAAUAUUUUAUUUUUUACAAGUAUUACCUGGGAGGACUGGAUAUACCAGACUGCUGAGGAUGUUAUUUCUGAAACAGAAGGCAAACCUCAAGUUUAAACAUUUUAUGAAAACCAGCAGUGAUAUUAAGUCCAUACUAUUUCAUGUCACUAAUCCAUAGAAGUUUGCACUUGUUUAGUGUCACUUGUUUUUUCAGAUUUCCAAACUUUUUCUGAUUUCAAGAUAGUGGUACAAAAACUUGUUAUUAACAUUCACGCUUGUGUGGCUUUCCUAAAUUUGAAUUGUUAAAAUGAGCUUGAUUUAAAAUAAAGAUGUGGUUUGGCUUCAGAUCCGAAGAGAAACCAA